Sphaeramia orbicularis (orbiculate cardinalfish) is the source of this 5065-nucleotide messenger RNA. RefSeq names its product family with sequence similarity 171 member A2b (gene fam171a2b). The transcript is spliced from 8 exons. The coding region runs from base 184 to 2673 and encodes 829 amino acids. NCBI's taxonomy places the organism in Eukaryota, Metazoa, Chordata, Actinopteri, Kurtiformes, Apogonidae. The record is from RefSeq and is a predicted model, not a curated record.
UGCGCUUUUCCCUCUCCAACCUCAGACAAUAAAAACAAGGCGAAACCCACAGACAGCAGCAUCUCAGCACCAUUCUUGGACUGGCAUCCGAGUAAUGUGUGAAUAGUCGAAAAGCUCACAAAUAACCAGGAGAAAUAUGGAUACACGGCCGCCGAUCUGCGACUAGAGAUGUAGUUUUCGAGGAUGCCAGCCAACUACAUCUCUCGUUUGCUCCUCUUCGUCUCUAUCUGCGCGGUUUGGGAGGCGCUGGCCAAAUCUCUUCCAGAUCAGGGAGCAUUUGAGGUGCAAAUUAAAGUCCAGGUGUUCGACAACAGCGACCUGUCACCUCUGGCGGAUGCUCAGGUGGAAGUCCAUGGGAAUCAAACCAUCUUGGCAUCCAGCAAGGCGGGCAGCGAUGGUGUCGUGAAAGUCAGUUUCAUGUACCGCGCAGGAACAUGGGUCAUCAUUACCGCAUCCAAACGCGACUACGUCACCAACUCUGUGCCCUGGCACUCCAGCCGCAUCCCCUUGUAUGCAUCAGUCAGCCUGUAUCUGCUGGUCCAGAGGCCGGGAACACUCAUCCUGUACGAUGACGUCCUGCAGGUGCUGUCUGGGUCACCAGGUGCUCGUAACCAGCCGCUGGUGCAGCUCCAGAGGAAGUCCCUUCAGCUGCCGUCCAACUCUAACUACACAAUGUUGUCGGCGGCGCUGACAACAGCCAGGAGCCAGUAUGAGAUAGGAGGGUUUCCAUUUCUACUGGGCCAGGAGACCAACAGCUCAGGUGUAGAAACAGGGUGGACAGACUUAACAGCACUGGCAGUGGUCAGCAUUCAGCUCUUUGACAAAGAUGGGGGUCCAAUCCAGGUCUCGGAUCCAGUUCACAUCUCUGUACCCCUUCCAUCUGACACCCGCAACAGGAUUGCAACAAGUGUACCGGCUUGGCUGUAUCAGCCUAAAACAGGACUGUGGGUGCGAAAUGGGACAGGCUACAUCAAAAAGGACGGCUCGCAGUUUGUGUGGAACGUUGUGGUUCCUCAGAUGGGAUACUGGUUGGCUGCCUUCCCUACAUCAUCAGGAUUGGGCCUUGCUCACCCGGGCUUAAGGGACAUUACAACCUACCACACCCUGUUCCUGCUCUCCAUCCUUGGUUCACUGGCCCUUCUGGUGCUCAUCCUGCUCUGUGUGCUGCUCUACUACUGCAGGCGGAAGUGUUUGAAGCCUCGUCGACAACAGGGCAAACCUCAUUCAUCCAAUCUAAAUGGCUCAAAAAGAGACCAGGGUACGUCCACCUCACGGCUGAAUCUGAUCUGUGGUGGCCAUGUUGAAUCUGGACCCUCUAAUGAUACUUGCAAAUCAGACUUGUCCCCAUCUCGAGACUACCAAAGUUCAAAGGAAGACUUAACAAAGCAUGUUCCAGCACACAUGCUGAGACACGCAAAAGGAAAAAACAGCAGUUCUCAAAGGGGCGAAAGCUUCCCGAUGAAGGUUACACGUGCCACCGAGACUAACAACUUGGACAACCCUCUGCUCCACGACGACUACAACCGAGGCUACAACCCAAUGGAGGCCAAGGAGGCUGAAUAUUUAAGACACCACAAUGCCAACGACAAUCGAGGCUACGCUUCUGAUCCCCCGUCCCCUCCUCGCUUCCAGGGCUAUGUGCCGAGCCAAUCAGACAAACCUCCAGAAUAUUCAGCAGCAGCAGCAGACAGCCUGGCCAGACCUACAUCCCUCAACACCCAACCAGGCCAGAUCAUCUUCUGCAGCUCAAUUGACCAGAUGAAGGAGAACAUGUACCGGAGCAUGGUGCCAACUCUUGUAAUUCCAGCCCAUUACAUGCGCCUGCCCUCUGAGUUUUCUGGUAAAGAUGGCAAAGAUCAGAAGGAGCAAGACAAAGAUGGUGUGCAGAUGGGAGGUCAGCAACAUCAUCACCAUGGGCAAAAACAGGGGCAACAGCAGCAACAACAGCAAAGUGGAUCCCAAGGUGAUGACUCUGAGGAGCCAAGUUGGGCAUCUGACUCAUCUGGUGGGCCCGUGACCAUUCCUGUUCUCUUCAACGACUCCACAAUGGCUCAGAUGAAUGGAGAACUUCAAGCUCUGACUGAGAAGAAACUACUGGAACUGGGUGUGAAACAGCACCCUCGAGCUUGGUUUAUCUCCUUGGAUGGGCGCGCCAAUUCCCAUGUGCGCCAUUCCUACAUAGAUGUUGCCAAUGACCUUAGUGGUGGCUGUGGUGGAUUUGGAGUUGGCUCCAGCAGCACUCCCAGAGAUGUUAACCUUGAGCCACCUCUGGAAGCCCAAGAACGAAAAUCAGCAAGCAGCCGGAAGGGAAAAGAUGAGCGCUGGGGAACAGGGGGACGAAAGGGACAUGGUGUUGGCAGCAGUGGUGGAAAGAGUUACUCCAAGCUAGCUUAUCCUGACCACAGUGAGCCCAGCAGCAGUGAGGGACGUCCGGUAUCACCAGAGGAAAACUCCCUCACCCCUCUUCUGGAUGAAGGUCCAUCUUCCCGAGGAUCCACCAUCCCCAGAAGAGGGCGCAGUCGUGUGAACAGCGGCCGCAGCAGUAAUAGUGAAAACCGCCGCGACUCCAUGACCAGUCCUGAGGAUGAUCCUGAUGACAAAGAUGAGAAUAAGAAGAGCCCGUGGCAGAAGAUUGAAGACAGGCCUCUGAUGGUCUUCCACCCCAGGAAGUAAACUUUUUGAACUGACAAUGGACCUUUAUCAAUCGUUUCAUUGGGGGAUUUUUCCACAUCAGACAUGAAAAAGGGAGUUCUUUUCACUGAGUGAGAUCACAAUAAGCACAACCAUGCUUCACUAGUCCAUUAUCAGGUUGUUGUUUGAGCCUUUGUGUUUCUGGUGAGGUGCUUUUGCACUUUCUGAGUACUCUUGUAGUCUCACUGUCAGUCCAUCUCAUUGGUUUUCAAUGAGAUUAAUUAUCGUAAACUAAAACCUGUUAAGUUUAUUGUGAAUGUUGUCACCUUAAUCCAUCACUGAACCAUUGUCUGAGCCAUUGACUGUGGAAAUAGCCAUUUUAAUAGAGCAAAAUAUAAGAGUAAAGCACUUACUAAUGAUUUGAUAAUUGAUUGAUACAGAGGUAUUUGGAGGUGAAUGACAUUUUUAUGGGAAUACUUGGUGUUUAGAUGAUUUAAUACUUUCCUGUCCCAAACUGUAACUAGGGAAGUUUUUCUUCAUGUCCUCAAAAGCCUAAAUAUGUGGGGGACCUAUUAAUUGUACUGAGUCAUGAAUGGUUUUACAACGUGAAAUAUGAAACCCUGUUAAUGGAUAAUGCAAACCAUUAAGUCCAGUGUGUGACUUGCAUUUUGCUCCUUCAGGGAUGUACUUGUUUUCCUUCUGUAUUGUGUUCAUAUAUCGUACUUACUUACUCAUAUAGUAAUGAUUUGACCAUCAUGUUUCUGGCAUCCUUUCUGUCUAGUUCAGUGAUUUCUACAGUGAUCUACAGUUCUGCCAAAAUAAUGCAUUUCUGCCUUUCUCCUGUUGUUGAGAUUUUUUGCCUGACAGAGACUUCCUGGCAAAUUUUGUUGUGUAAAUAAAUUCCCUGGCAUUAGAAAGACCAUUUGGUAUAGGACGGUUGCAUGCAUAUGAAUGUAUGAAAUAAACAGAAGGCACCAAAAGCUCCCACAGUUCUUCGGGCUCCUGCAUAGACAACCCCUAACAGCCAAGAAACUUGGUUCAGUCUAAAAACAUAUAAGGCUCAGCAAAAACAUCCCUUACUUGAAGACUUACCUUUUGAUAUUCUACUGAGAUUUACAGGGGUUGUUUGUAGGCAGGGCCUGUACCACUCCUCUCCUGUAAGUGCCUUCUUUCACAUAGGAUUGAGUGAUAGGCAUGCAGGUCCCUUUUUAAAAUGCAGUUCGUUGUCACCUAAACUAAACUGUCCACAUCGACAGGCACUAUAAGCACACUGCAUUCUGGUAAUAACAACACACAUCACUCUGGGGAGCAUGCCUACCAAAACUGAGAACAAACUAACUUUUCAUGCGGCAAUUAUGUCCUUGGAUAUCUUAAUUUCUUGUAUCUAUCCUCUUUUUCACCAAACUUGUAAAUGGUAUGAACUUGAACUAUAUGAGAUUUUAUGUGUAUACAAUGUGCAUGUACUGUAAAUGUAGAAUAGGGUGUUUUUAAUGAAACUUUUUUGAAAUGAUCCAAGAUGUUUGGCACAAAAUGUGAUGCACUAAAGCAUUGAAUUGCGUUGCCAAAUUAACUUGGUUAUAUAAAGAUACACUGACUUUCCCUUAAUUCAGCCCUAACAAAAUUCACUUCCGGUCGUAAAUGUUUACAACAAUAACAUACUGACCAACACGCUCCCGUUGUUACUUAGCAUCACCACUGCCUAUGACACAUCAACAACUGUGAAGCACGUCAUUUAAAAGAACUGAUUGGUAAAAGCUCACUAGUUUAGAGUACUAAACUUUUAAGAGUCUGAUGUUUUAUGAGAGUCAGAAUGUUUGUAUUUGCUGUAGUCAGGAGAGAAUAGGAUGAUAAUGAAGUGAAGACCAUGGAAAUCUUGAAAGCUGUAUAAAAGCCACUGACUUGUCAAUCCUUUUCACCAUUUGCUUGCUGUUCAUAAGCCUGUGUCAGUAGCCUACAGUACAAACUGAAAAUGUGAUGUGAUUCCGAGUCUGAAGAAUAACAGCCAUGAAACGAUUCCUACUGAAUUGUCGUGUCCACUACUGUAAAUGUACCUUUUGGACCAGAUAUGGCAUAAUGAAUUGUGCAAUUGUGGCUUUCCCUGCUUGUUUUCAUUUUACAUUUUUCAGUAGACUGAGUUUUGUGAUCUUGUGUUUCAGGAAGUAUUCAGUCACAACUGAUUAUACUCCAGUUUCUGAGUUCUGAUGGAGCUACUGUCCAGAGGGGACAAAUCAACUGUAUGUAAACGGCUUCAUUUCUGCUGUUGGGUUUUUCAUUGUACAAUGCUUAUGAGGGUUGGGAGGAUUGAACUGUAGGUCUUCAUCCUGUGUAGUAAAUCAUUUUCAGCUUCAUAAACCCGGUCAGUUGUUUGUAAACUGUAAAUGGAUUCUUUCUGUACAUGAGACAACAUAGAAAUAAAUUUGUUUCCACAGUCUGA